Molecule: messenger RNA, 1506 nt
Organism: Pipistrellus nathusii (Nathusius's pipistrelle)
Lineage: Eukaryota; Metazoa; Chordata; Mammalia; Chiroptera; Vespertilionidae
Source: the annotation of a GenBank genome assembly
AUGGCUGCUUCUCAGGGACUGUUGACCUUCGGGGAUGUGGCUAUAGAUUUCUCUCAGGAGGAGUGGGAAUGCCUGGACCCAGCUCAGCAGAAGUUGUACCUGGAUGUGAUGUUGGAGAACUACAGCAACCUGGCCUUUCUGGCUAUGUCAUCUGAAGAUUACCAGGCCUUUAUGCCAAAUACUGGAAUACCAAAUUUAUUCUCUGAAAUAAUACUGGGUAUAGGUUUUGGAGACGGAAGUUAUCAAUGGAAUGAACAUCUGGAAAACUUUAAGCAAGAGUCAUAUCUUAAUCAUCAUACAAGCGAGCUUGCAGAGAACCAUUACAAAAGUGGAAAAGUCUUUGACCAAAAAAUGUCCAGUCACAUUAUAUGUCAGGUUAUACCUGUUGUGAAGAAGACACACAAAGGAAAUAAAUGUGUCCAGUCUUUUCAGCAGUCAUUAAAUUACACCAAACAAGAGAAUAUUCAUACCGGAGAGGAGGCUUAUAAAUGGAAUUUGUGUGGGAGAGGCUUCAGUCAACUAUCCAAUGUAAAUAGACUGCAAAAAAUACGUAAUCAAGAAAAACCUUAUCCGUGUAAAGAUUUUGAUGAAACAUCUCAUUGGCCUUCAGAUUAUACUCUAAAUCAAAGAAUUUAUACUGGAGAGAUGCCUUACAAAUGUGGAGAAUGUGGAAAAGCCUUUGGCAGAUCUUCAUACCUUAAAAUGCAUCAGAGAGUUCACACAGGAGAGAAGCCGUACAAAUGUGGAGAAUGUGGCAAAGCCUUUGGUAGAUGCUCAAACCUUACAAUCCAUCAGAAAGUUCAUACUAGACAGAAGCCCUAUAAAUGUACAGAAUGUGACAAAUCCUUUGGCAGUUCCUCGGGACUUAUAAAGCAUCACAGAAUUCAUACUAGAGAGAACCCUUAUAAAUGUACAGAAUGUGACAAAUGCUUUGGCCGUUCCUCAGAACUUAUAAAGCAUCAGAGAGUUCAUACUGGAGAGAAGCCUUACAAAUGUAGAGAAUGUGGCAAAUCUUUUGGCUUACCCUCAAGGCAUGCAUAUCAUCAGAGAGUUCACACUGGAGAGAAGCCUUAUAAAUGCAGAGAAUGUGGUAAAGUGUUCAGUGAGUCCUCGAAUCUUAAUCGACAUCAGAGAAUUCAUACAGGAGAGAAGCCUUACAAGUGUAGAGAAUGUGGCAAAGCCUUUGGUAGAUCCUCAAUCCUUGCUGAUCAUCAGAGAGUUCACACGGGAGAGAAGCCUUAUAAAUGUAAAGAAUGUGGCAAGUUCUAUAGCAGUUCCUCAAUUCUUACGGUACAUCAGAGAGUUCAUACUGGAGAGAAGCCUUACAAAUGUGGAGAAUGUGGCAAAGCCUUUGGCCGCUCAUCAGGACUUAGUAAGCACGAGAGAGUUCAUACUGGAGAGAGGCCUUAUAAAUGUACAGAAUGUGGUAAAUCCUUUGGCAAAUCCUCAAACCUUAACAAGCAUCGGCAAGUUCAUACUGGAGAGAAGCUUUAUAACUGUACAUAA